Lycium ferocissimum is the source of this 1671-nucleotide messenger RNA. RefSeq names its product homeobox-leucine zipper protein ATHB-12-like. Gene Ontology annotation, molecular function: DNA-binding transcription factor activity, RNA polymerase II-specific; sequence-specific DNA binding. The record is from RefSeq and is a predicted model, not a curated record. Bases 434 to 1435 code for a protein of 333 amino acids. Gene Ontology annotation, cellular component: nucleus. NCBI's taxonomy places the organism in Eukaryota, Viridiplantae, Streptophyta, Magnoliopsida, Solanales, Solanaceae. The transcript has 3 exons. Gene Ontology annotation, biological process: positive regulation of DNA-templated transcription.
CUCUUUCCAAGAGAAACUAAUCAAACUAUUUUUCACUUAAUACACUCUUCACAUCUAAAAAUCACCUCUCUAGUCUCUUCUUCACAUCUCUUCUCUGCUUAAUCACCCUCCCCUUCCUCUGUUUUUCUUCCAAAAACAGAGACUGGUCACUUGUUCAUAUCUCUCUCUUGGCCAUCCUUGGAUUCAAUUGUAAACAAGGGUGAUGAUGUUUAUGGUGAUUGGUAGCAGGUGCUCUCACACUUCCCACAUCACUGAAAUCAUAAUCACCAGCUUCUUCCGCCAUAAGCUGUAGAUCUCAACUCUUUCCACAUAGUUUAAGGGGUAUUUAUCAGGAAACCCUGAUUCUUGAUUACUUAAGCGAAAGUGCGCCUAUGGCUGUUUCUUGAAAAGAUCUUAGCUUUAUAAUACUACUAAACUUAUAGAAUUCGAAGCUAUGAUGGCUCCAGGUAUGCUCUACGGUGGGGCUUCUUCUAAUUAUUUCGAUGGUGUUUUCAAUCAGAAACAGAGGGUUAUGUCUUCUUCGUCUACUGUAAAAGAGCAUCUUGCUUCUCUUUUUGCCCCUGCCUCUUCUUCUUCGUUCUUGGGAUCCAGUUCUAUGGUCAGUUUCGGCGGUGUUAAUGGAGGGAAGAGGUCAUUCUUUGACUCGUUCGAUCAGGAAGACAAUGAAGCUGAUGAAUUGGGGGAGUAUUUUCAUCAAGCAGAGAAGAAAAGGCGACUUACAGAAAACCAAGUCCAGUUUCUUGAGAAGAGUUUUGAUGAAGAGAACAAACUGGAACCUGAAAGAAAAGUCCAACUUGCUAAAGAACUUGGUCUCCAGCCUCGCCAAAUUGCUAUUUGGUUUCAGAAUCGUCGUGCACGAUGGAAGACUAAACAGCUCGAGAAAGAUUACGAGGAACUGCGGAAUAAAUAUGACACUCUCAAAUCAAAUUACUGUAAUCUUCUCAAGGAAAAGGAAAAUCUUACAGCUGAAGUUUUUCAGCUCACUGAUAAGCUGCUUGUCAAAGACAAAGAAAAUGGGCAAUUGGCUUUAUGCGAUUUCCAGAAACGCUCUGAUGCAUCCCCAAAUGAAACCAACGUUGAUCCAAUUUCGAGGAUAGAAAUGUCCAAUGUGCCCACUCAGGUUCUUAAGCCUCAGCAGCAGCACCAGCAGGAAGAUUUAAGCUCCACUAAGAGCGACGUCUUCGACUCAGAGAGCCCACAUUACACUGGUGGGGUCCACUCCUCUGUCAUAGACCAGGGCGAUUCUGCUUAUGUGUUUGAAACGGAGCAGUCAGAAUUAUCUCAGGAUGAUGAUGAAAACUUCAGCAAGACUAUGCUUUCUACUGCCAACCUGCUAGGCAAAGCCGAGGAUGAUAAUUAUCCGGUGACAUCCUCAAAUUUGAGCUACUUCGGAUUUCCAAGUGAAGACCAAGGUUUUGGUUUCUGGACUUACUAAGUUCAUGGUUGUAUUUAGUUGUAAUGCGGAAUACUAUUUUAUGUGUCAUAUAUUUGGAGACAUUGUAUAGCGGCAUAUUUCUGUAAUAAAUAAAGUCCAAUGUAUGUGUCCAGCACCCAAAUGAGGUGAUGGGUUCUGGUCACAAAACAGUUGGGAACUAUGGCUAUUGCGCUUUGUAAACCUGUUGUGUAGCUAGCUGGUGCUUUAUGUUGUGAAAUCUGACUUUUGUUUGUCAA